CGCACGCGCCCAUUGAGCAGCGUUACGUACGCCAGACAAAGAUGGCGGGCACGGCGGGGAAAGCAGCAUGAUUUGCAGGUGUAGAAGAACGCAACCUGAAGAAUUAUAGUAUUAUAUGAGCGCUGGGAAAGCUAGCAAGAUGACACUUUAGGGUAUCCAUCCAUAGUAGUAAUUCGUAUACAUUUUCUAAGUUUUCCCCGGAGGGAACGUGUUAUUUUUUAGGGUUGGCGAAAAAGAAAACUCCCCAGAAGCAUGGCUUCCCACAGUAUCCAGUACAUCUUCGGGGAGUUCAGUCCCGACGAAGUCAAUCAGUUCUUCAAAACUCCCCGGUGUUAUGUUGAGCUUCCCCCAUUCUCCGACAAGGUAUCCUGCGUCACGAAGCCGACAGGAAGUUACUGUACUCCAGUGCCAGUCAUUACGGAGUCAAUGAGACGGCAGGUUUGUGGUGGCGGCUGUGACCACAUCAAGUUUGGCGUGGACGAGGUGAUGGAUGCCGAGGGUAUCAGGAUGGGCGAUCCAGCCUGCAAGGUCUCCAGCACUCUCAACCCCCAGGCUCCCGAGUUCAUCCUUGGCUGCCAGCCAGCUCAGAAUGCCCUGCCGACCCUGCAGGGGGCCGACGCUUCUGAUUUCAAUUUGGCGGACGGCUCAGACCCCCUGCUCCAGUCCCCAGAUGACAACCAGCCCUUGGGCAGCCUGGCGCAACGGGAACGCAAGAAGAAGAAGAAGCGACCGCCCGGAUACUACAGCUACAUGGAGGGGCCCAGCGGUGCAGCCAAGGCCACCGGGGCAGUGCUGGUGAACGGGCACACGCCUGUCAGUCCUGAUCACCAGCCAGAGGACAUGGUGGGGGAGGCGGGCCUGAGCACAGAGUGCUACCCUGGGGGCGCAGAAGCUUCCUCUGGGGCUCACAGCCGGACUAGUGAAAGUCCAGAUGAGUCGUCCUUGGACCCCACGGAUGGCGUGGCCCCUUCGGUGGACCACGACGUUGUGGCCGCUGCCUCGUGUUCUCACAGCCUCCAGCUGGCUGCGGCCCCCAGGACAAUUGAGCGGCGCUCGGCCCCCCCAACCCUUGAAAGCCCUGAACUACUGGGCAGCGAGAGGCAGAGCCCAGGCCUCUCCUCCCCUCUCCCUCCUGGUACUACUGAUGAGGCUAACAGCACAGUUGACGGGACGCUGGACAUGCAUGCUGAAGACUCCGGGAGCCCGGAUAGGGAGGUGCGGCCAGGGGCACCACAGACCUCGCCAUCCGUCCCUGCCGUGUCUCCGGCCCCCCCUACUGGCGCUCCUGCUGCCAACCCACCCAAAUCCUGGGCCAGCCUCUUUCACAACUCUAAACCCCUGCCCGGUGGGCCGCAGGCAUUUGUGCAGGUGAAAAACAUCCCGGCCCCAGUUCCUGCUGCCCAAGUCCCUGCCCUGGCGUCGGAACAAGUCAACGAGGUGGACGAGGGUCCUGUCCAUGUGUCUGAGGACCCCCUGGCCCCCAGGCUUGCAGAAUUGAUUGAAAAUGUGAAGUUGAUACACAAACCAGUGUCUUUGCAACCAAGAGGACUGAUUAACAAGGGAAACUGGUGCUAUAUCAAUGCUACCCUGCAGGCCCUGGUUGCUUGCCCCCCCAUGUACCAUCUGAUGAAGUCACUUCCUGUGCCGAACGAGACUCAGCGGUCCUCCUCAUCCACGCCCAUGAUCAACAGCUUUGUUCGACUAGUAAACGAGUUCAGCAAUAUGCCUGUGCCGUCCAGGGCUAAACAGCAAGCUGCUGGAGACAAAAUCAUGAAAGACAUUCGGCCAGGAGUUCCCUUUGAACCCAACUACAUUUACAGACUCCUCACUGUCAUUAAGUCCAGCCUCUCUGAAAAGGGUCGACAGGAGGAUGCAGAAGAAUACCUGGGCUACAUCCUUAAUGGCUUGCAUGAGGAGAUGCUAGCUCUAAAGAAACUUCUAUCUCCGCCUGAAGAAGAGGUUUCCACCUUGAAUGGCCCAGAGUCCCACUCAAGAGCCAAUGAGGAGACGGUGGAAAAGGAGGUGGAAAGCAGCGAUGAUGAAUGGGAGCAAGUCGGCCCCCGCAACAAGACUUCCGUAACUCGGCAGGCCGACUUUGUCCGCACCCCCAUCACGGACAUUUUUGGGGGUCAUAUCAGGUCAGUGGUGUACCAGCAGAGCUCCAGGGAGUCGGCCACGCUGCAGCCAUUCUUCACCCUGCAGCUGGACAUUCAGUCAGAGAAGAUCCACACUGUGCAGGAGGCACUAGAGAACCUGGUGGCCCGAGAGUCUGUCCAGGGUUACACCACGAGGACCAAGCAGGAGAUUGAGGUCAGCCGGAGAGUGACCCUGGAGGAACUCCCCCCUGUGCUGGUUCUCCACCUGAAGAGGUUUGUCUUUGAGAAGACAGGAGGCUGCCAGAAGCUGGUGAAGAAUGUCGAUUACCCUGUCGACCUUGAGAUCAGCAAAGAUCUUCUCUCGCCUGGAGUGCGGAGUAAAAUUCUCAAAGGCCAAAGAACCUACAGGCUCUUUGCAGUCGUUUAUCACCAUGGGAACAGCGCCACGGGUGGACAUUACACAGCGGAUGUCUUCCACAUCGGCCUGAGUGGCUGGCUGCGCAUCGACGACCAGCUGGUCAAGGUGAUCAACCAGCAGCAGGUGGUGAAGCAGGCUGCAGAGCGCACCGCUUACCUGCUCUACUACCGUCGUCUCGACCUGCUGUAGAGCCGCGCCCUCAGCGUCCUCCUCCACCUCUUCCUCCUCCACUCCACGUUUUCCUAGUAAACCAGCUUUAUGGUCUGUCUUGGUGAGAAAAAUGAGACUCUUCCGGGAAAGCUGCAGAUGCUCUCUUCGCUGUGUGUGGCACAGUUUGAUUUAACGUAGGCUGUUGGAAGGAGGGAAGCCAGAGCGAAGCUGGGAGUUGACUUUCAAAAUCGAAUCUCAUUUUCUAAAACGCCGACCUCAUCCGGACGGCAGCUUCACCAGAGCCCUGUUCCCGGUUAGGCUGAGCCAUGCUUCUGUUCCGGUUACUAGGAAGAACUUGGGCCUUUUUGUCUACCUUGUUUUUCCAAGGACUCUUUUGCCUUUUAGUAGGUCUUUCUGAAUAUGCAGCUUUUAAAUUUUUUCCGCAGGGGCCUCGGCACCAGCAAAUGGAAACGUGUUUUUUGGUUCGAGUUCCGUGUUGGGAGGCUUCCCAUUCUCACUCCCUCCUGAUUCUUCUCUGCUCACCUUCCCGGCGCUUCUAAACCUAAGUAAUGUUCAAGCCAUUUGAAUGACGAGAGCCUGAAAUAACGACGACUACUUUUGAGAGGAUCUCUGGCGGUUUCUGGGUGUAGAGUCAAAAUAAAGAAUUUUAAACUAA
Molecule: messenger RNA, 3340 nt
Organism: Brienomyrus brachyistius
Lineage: Eukaryota; Metazoa; Chordata; Actinopteri; Osteoglossiformes; Mormyridae
Product: ubiquitin carboxyl-terminal hydrolase 10-like
Exons: 15
Coding region: 253-2703 (816 amino acids)
Biological process (GO): protein deubiquitination; regulation of autophagy; DNA damage response, signal transduction by p53 class mediator
Cellular component (GO): nucleus; cytosol
Molecular function (GO): cysteine-type endopeptidase activity; cysteine-type deubiquitinase activity
Source: RefSeq, a predicted model, not a curated record